Apodemus sylvaticus (European woodmouse) is the source of this 2908-nucleotide messenger RNA. RefSeq names its product protein kinase C theta (gene Prkcq). Lineage: Eukaryota; Metazoa; Chordata; Mammalia; Rodentia; Muridae. The coding region runs from base 225 to 2348 and encodes 707 amino acids. Gene Ontology annotation, molecular function: diacylglycerol-dependent serine/threonine kinase activity; ATP binding. Gene Ontology annotation, biological process: intracellular signal transduction; peptidyl-serine phosphorylation. The record is from RefSeq and is a predicted model, not a curated record. The transcript has 19 exons.
CGCCACCGAGAGUACCUUCGGGUCGCCGGGCCCGCGCCAGUCCCCGCCAUCGGAGCAACAGGGGCGCUGCUCUGGGACCGCGGCCGCGACACCAGGGAAAAGAACAUCGCCUCAGAUGUGCCACAGUGUGAGGGCACCAAAAUGGAAGAAAUAGAGAAUUACUUUGAAUACAUACCAGAAUUCUUAACCUCCAGUUCCCUACCUUUUUCUAGAAGGGAACAACCAUGUCACCGUUUCUUCGAAUUGGUUUAUCCAACUUUGACUGUGGGACCUGCCAAGCCUGUCAGGGAGAGGCCGUGAACCCCUACUGCGCUGUGCUUGUCAAAGAGUAUGUGGAAUCAGAAAAUGGCCAGAUGUACAUCCAGAAAAAGCCGACCAUGUACCCACCUUGGGACAGCACCUUUGAUGCCCACAUCAACAAGGGAAGGGUGAUGCAGAUCAUCGUGAAGGGCAAAAAUGUAGACCUCAUAUCAGAAACAACCGUGGAGCUCUACUCCCUGGCCGAGAGAUGCCGCAAGAACAAUGGGCGGACAGAAAUCUGGUUAGAGCUGAAACCUCAAGGCCGAAUGCUAAUGAAUGCAAGAUACUUUCUGGAAAUGAGUGACACAAAGGACAUGAGCGAAUUUGAGAAUGAAGGAUUCUUUGCGCUGCAUCACCGCAGAGGAGCUAUCAAACAGGCCAAAGUCCACCAUGUCAAGUGUCACGAGUUCACAGCCACCUUUUUCCCUCAACCCACGUUUUGCUCUGUCUGCCAUGAAUUUGUCUGGGGCCUGAACAAGCAGGGUUACCAGUGCCGACAAUGUAAUGCAGCGAUUCACAAGAAGUGCAUUGAUAAAGUAAUAGCCAAGUGCACAGGAUCAGCGAUCAAUAGCCGAGAAACCAUGUUCCACAAGGAGAGAUUCAAGAUUGACAUGCCACACAGAUUCAAAGUCUACAACUACAAGAGUCCAACCUUCUGUGAGCACUGUGGUACCCUGCUGUGGGGGCUGGCAAGGCAAGGACUCAAGUGUGACGCAUGUGGCAUGAACGUCCACCACCGAUGCCAGACAAAGGUCGCCAAUCUUUGUGGUAUAAACCAGAAGCUAAUGGCUGAAGCGCUAGCAAUGAUUGAAAGCACCCAACAGGCUCGCUCCUUAAGAGAUUCAGAACACAUCUUCCGAGAAGGCCCGGUUGAAAUUGGUCUCCCAUGCUCCAACAAAAAUGAAACCAGGCCACCAUGCGUACCAACACCUGGGAAAAGAGAACCCCAGGGAAUUUGCUGGGAGUCCCCUUUGGAUGGGCCCGAUAAGACAGCCCGUCCUCCUGAACCUGAAGUGAGCGUGCAAAAGGCUUCUCUACAGCUGAAACUGAAGAUCGAUGACUUUGUCCUGCACAAGAUGUUGGGGAAAGGAAGUUUUGGCAAGGUCUUCCUAGCGGAGUUCAAGAGAACCAAUCAGUUUUUCGCAAUAAAAGCCUUAAAGAAGGAUGUGGUGUUGAUGGAUGAUGACGUCGAGUGUACUAUGGUGGAGAAGAGAGUUCUGUCCUUGGCUUGGGAGCAUCCGUUUCUAACACACAUGUUCUGCACAUUCCAGACGAAGGAAAAUCUCUUUUUCGUGAUGGAGUAUCUCAAUGGAGGGGACUUAAUGUACCACAUCCAAAGUUGUCACAAAUUUGAUCUUUCCAGAGCUACGUUUUAUGCUGCGGAGAUCAUCCUUGCUCUUCAGUUCCUUCAUUCCAAAGGAAUUGUCUAUAGGGACCUGAAGCUAGAUAAUAUCCUGUUAGACAGAGACGGACAUAUCAAAAUAGCAGAUUUUGGGAUGUGCAAAGAGAACAUGCUAGGAGAUGCGAAGACAAAUACUUUCUGUGGGACUCCUGACUACAUCGCUCCGGAGAUCUUGCUGGGUCAGAAAUACAACCACUCCGUUGACUGGUGGUCCUUCGGAGUUCUCCUUUACGAGAUGCUGAUCGGUCAGUCGCCUUUCCACGGGCAGGACGAGGAGGAGCUUUUCCACUCCAUCCGCAUGGACAGUCCCUUUUACCCGAGGUGGCUAGAAAGGGAGGCCAAGGAUCUUCUAGUGAAGCUUUUUGUGAGAGAACCUGAGAAGAGGCUGGGCGUGAGAGGAGACAUCCGCCAGCAUCCUUUGUUUCGAGAGAUCAACUGGGAAGAGCUGGAGAGGAAAGAGAUUGACCCGCCCUUCAGACCAAAAGUGAAAUCACCAUAUGACUGUAGCAAUUUCGACAAGGAAUUCCUAAGUGAGAAACCCAGGCUAUCAUUCGCCGACAGAGCGCUCAUCAACAGCAUGGACCAAAAUAUGUUCAGCAACUUUUCCUUCAUUAACCCGGGGAUGGAGACCUUCAUUUGUUCCUGAACCUCUCGUCUCCCCCAGACUGGAAGGGAUUUGCUCUCUCUCUCCGAGAACUGGUUCAAGUAACACUUCUGGGCGUCUCUUUUUCACGUUUGAGAAGAAAAGAAACACUCAACCACAAAGACAGGGAGGCCCGCUGAGCUCCUCGCGAGACCCGUUACCUGUAGCACAAACCACGCCUACUUCACUAAUGACAUCACCCUGUUAUAUCUCCUGGAAUUUCUCACGGCAGCCCUUGAAGUUAGAUCAUUGUUAACUCUAGUCAUUUACUUGAAAGAUGGUUCCCGAUACUGUGAAAGAUUCGAGACAUAAUUCUGAUCUUGCCCCAGACAACAGUUGCUGGUUGGUGACGAACCAAGGCGCAAAUGGAACAGAUUUCUCAAGACUGGGACAGCAGAUCACCUGUUAUGGAAGUCAAUUCCACUCAACCACAGAGAAGGAACCACUAACCCACGUCGUCCUGCGCAUGUCUGUGGAAAUGUUGAUGGCAGAAGGGAGGGAAAGGGGAAGCCCUGAGCAGAUUGCAAUGGGAUGCUCUCCAAUAAACAUAGCAUGAAACUUAA